Messenger RNA from Entrophospora candida, 144 nucleotides. The record is from the annotation of a GenBank genome assembly. NCBI's taxonomy places the organism in Eukaryota, Fungi, Glomeromycota, Glomeromycetes, Entrophosporales, Entrophosporaceae.
UACCAAAGACGUGUAUUAACAAACAUAGAAAGCAUCGUGCUCAAGUGAAGCCAAACGGAGAAGAAUUGGCACGUAUUAGUCUCCGGUCGAUCCAAUUAAGUCUACUAGCGACUAGCACCGCUAUCACUUUAGAACAAGGCAAUG